Messenger RNA from Trypanosoma brucei brucei TREU927, 1053 nucleotides. Its product is annotated as protein kinase, putative. Gene Ontology annotation, molecular function: ATP binding; MAP kinase activity. The transcript has a single exon. Gene Ontology annotation, biological process: intracellular signal transduction; protein phosphorylation. Gene Ontology annotation, cellular component: nucleus; cytoplasm. The record is from RefSeq and is a predicted model, not a curated record. NCBI's taxonomy places the organism in Eukaryota, Euglenozoa, Kinetoplastea, Trypanosomatida, Trypanosomatidae. Bases 1 to 1053 code for a protein of 350 amino acids.
AUGGUGUCGUUCAGCAUCGAUGGACGAAUUGAACAGCGGUACAAAAUAUUGUGCCACAUUGGAAGCGGGGCGUACGGAGUCGUUUGGUGUGCUCUUGACAGGGUGACAAAAAUGAAAGUGGCAAUCAAAAAGGUAUACGACGCAUUUGGAAAUAGACAAGACGCGCAACGAACCUACCGCGAGGUGAUGCUCCUUAGCACUCUGCAGCUCGACAACAUUGUUCCUUUGCUAAAUGUAAUUCGCUCCAUCAAUGGAACGGACCUCUAUCUCGUAUUUGAACUUGCCGAAACUGAUUUGUCGGUUGUACUGCGGCAUAACAUCAUGGAGUCCGUACAGCGGCAAUACGUAGCUUACCAAAUUGUCUAUGCCGUUGCCGGUUUGCACGCCCGUGGGGUGAUUCAUCGGGACUUGAAGCCUGCCAAUGUUUUUCUGAACUCAGACUGCAACAUCAAGCUGGGCGACUUUGGCCUCGCGCGCUGCUUCAAUACACAAGGUGGCGACAACGACCUCACUGAAUACAUAGCAACGCGCUGGUAUCGAUCGCCAGAGGUUCUCGUGAAGUCCACGUGCUACACAACAGCUAUGGACAUGUGGGCCGUUGGUUGCAUUUUGGGUGAAUUGUUUACCGGUUCCCCUUUGUUCACGGGGAACUCAACAUUGCACCAAAUCGGGUUGAUUGUUGCCGCCCUUGGCGAGCCAUCGGCCGAGGACCUCGAGAGUUUGAAAUCCGAAGAAACUUGGCCACUCAUAGAUUCUCUGCCUGCGAUUGACCCAGAUCCGUUACCUGAGCGGCUGAGUAAAUACAACGCAGACGCCGUGGACUUAAUAUGUAAAUGUAUUGUCUUUGAUCCCAACAAGCGGCCAACGGCGCGGGAGGCUCUGCAGCACCCUUACUUUGCUCCUUUUACGUCCCCGAGUGACUUCGAGGAGCUCGACAAGGCUGUGCCCAUCAAACUCCCAUUUCCGGAUGAGGAGGAGAGACCCGCGGAUCAAUAUAGGAGUGCGUUAUACGAUAUUAUUGGAAACCGUCGAAAGCAAAAGUUAGCCUUGUAA